GAAAAGGAUUUGGGCCAACCUAGCCGGGAAACUCUUUUUGUUCCCUUGCUGGUUCAUUAUUGGGCUUCUGCCCUUGUCUGGCCUGGUUUUUACCUUGGCCCACCUGGAAAAUACAUUCACAUGUAUACAAAAAAUAUUACAAUUGUUUCAUCGGAAAAGAAAAAAAAAAAGAAAAAAAAAAUUAAGAAUUGGAUAUUUGAACUAUGUAAUGGAGCUUAGCCCAUAUUUCUCUUUUUAUCCUAUUUUUUCUUGGCAGGAAAAGGAGAUUUAAUUUGGGUAUCAUGCAAGUCACACACUGUUGUUGUUAUAUUUUUCGAAUCUGGUCUUCCCGCGCCUAUAUAUAGCCAGAUGUGGCUCUUUCCAUUAAUUUAUUCAUUCCGAAUUUCUGUUUAUCGCUGAAGCACGAAAGCAAUGGGGAAACGAUUGCGAAGGGAGAAAUCAAUCUGCUGCUGCAUCUCUCCUCGAUCCACCUUUCUCACUCCUCACUCCACUUUCUACUGUUACGAAGAGGACGUGUGGACGGAGAUCGCCAAGUACUUGGACGGAAAAUCUCUGGUGAUGCUCGCAGCAACGGGCAAGUGGUUCCACCGCAUUAUCAUGGAUGAGAGUAUAUGGAAGUUUGCCUGUUUGCGCGAUCUUCAAGUCCCUGAUCCUCGCAAGGUGUCCUUCAAAUGGAUCAAGCUUUACGCUUCAGCUUUCGAUGGAAGUCACUCUUACAUGUUUCGUCAGCAGGAGAAACAUAUUGAUUGGAUGCGGAUCGGGGCAUUUUUCUUUGACUCACCAGUUGCAUUCCUGACAGAGAAGCUGAUUGCUCCAGCAAAAAUUCCAAUAGAAGAAGGCUUAGAUAAAAUGUUGCAGUCGAAUGGCUUUUGCGUGUUAAACAACAUUAAAUCUGGCAUCUGGAUUGCUGAUUUACAGCUUGUUCGAUGCCCUGUUUGUGACCUCAAUACAUGUGAUGGAACAAUGCAGACACUGGAUGCAAGGCAUAUGGAGCUCUUCCUGAAUGACAAAUACAAGGACGGGAGCUGGGAGUACAAGCUGAUAGGAUCCCAUGAUGUCAAAAAGCAUAUAGAUGGAGCUUGUGGUGCCAUUUUUGACAUUAAACACCUCAAGGAUCCCUCAACAUCUGAGGUAUUUGAUCUCAAGUCAUGGGUAGGGAAACCCAAAGACUGGCAGCCGAAAGCUAUGAUAUCACUCCAUGCAGUCGCCGUCAAUACCAAUUUGCAGGAAAAUGAAGGCCUUCACGUAAAAUACCAUGCCAUGAGAGAUGAAGCUGAUGGGGAAGCUGUUUCCAUCCGAAUCUCUCAGCAGCUCCUGUAAU
Molecule: messenger RNA, 1321 nt
Organism: Cornus florida
Lineage: Eukaryota; Viridiplantae; Streptophyta; Magnoliopsida; Cornales; Cornaceae
Product: probable F-box protein At3g61730
Exons: 8
Coding region: 412-1320 (302 amino acids)
Biological process (GO): reproductive system development
Cellular component (GO): nucleus
Molecular function (GO): protein binding
Source: RefSeq, a predicted model, not a curated record